AAAAAUCUUUUCCGUCUGUAAUUGGUAGAUAAUAACUGAACGUAAGACCCGGUCCGGUUCAGCACAGCUUGCGGAGAAGAGCUAGCUAAGCAAUUACAUAUUUGCCAACCGGACAACGAGUUUGUGGGAGAUUCAACAAGAGUUUGGUGAAAGUGUCGUUCGCGAGAAGAAAUUGAUGACUUUGACGCGAGGCACCAACCGCGAUAUUAUAAUUAACUGUAAUUUUCGUGCGGCCUUUCCGUUCCGAAAAGUGUGUCUCUUGGGUCGAAUCUUCGAAAGGAAAUUGAUGAGUGUGUCAUGAGGAACAAAAAAAAAAUUGCCAUACCGGAUGCUGUGUGGGAAGAUUAUCUUCCGCAUUUGUUGACAUACAUUUGUAUGAACUGGAGGAACUGUGUUGCGUUAUUGCACUUUGUGUAGAUUUGGUUAUUGGAAGGAAGUAAAAUGCAAAUUAAGUGCGUUUAAAACAUGUGGCGUGACAACAAAAGAAACAAUAAUAAUAAAGACUAACUGUGAGCAUUAAUGGUUCGUGUUUGAGAAAAAGAACAUAACAACGUGAAGGUUCGAGGUGCUACGAACGAAAAUAAAAGUGUGCAAAAAGUGAAAAAUUAAUAAUAAAAAAAAUACAAUGCAAUGAAUUUGAAACUCAACCAUGUGAUAAUCCACGUUACGAUCGUUCGGACAAAAGAAUGCUGCUGGAAAUGCUGCUCAAAUUAAAUGUAAACAACCGCAAACUCUCAACGUCGCCGCCGUCGUCAGUGGCACUGGUGGCAUUGCUCGCAAUGGCCCUCGUGCGGACUUGUGGGGGAGCGCCGUCGCUCGCGGCCAAAUCAUGGCCAGUGAUGAAAAAUUACGACAUUUGGGGACCGUCGGCCGCCGAGCAGAGCUUGCAGGAAACCGGUUUGUCGACAUCGUCAUCAUCGUCGGCAUCGAAAUUUAAUCCCAAUUUGGGAAAUGGGACCAGAUUCGGGCAGGAUCAGAUGUUUGCCGCGGGUGCUUUCCCGUCGAACGAUGUGUCCCAGCUGCAGGAGGAGGAGCAGGAACAUAAUGGCUCUUUUGGGGCUGGCCGAAGCAGAGGACGCAGUGCCAAAGUGCUCAACUUCUUUCCCGUUCCGGUGGAUGACGAGUGCCUCUCAGACGAUGGUCUCCGCACCGGACAGUGUCUGAACGCGUACGAAUGCCGCAUCCAGGGUGGGUCGGCCCGUGGUCAGUGCGCAUUGGGUUUCGGCGUGUGUUGUAUCUUCACCGCCACCUGUGACCAGGAGAUGGUGAACAACAUCACCUACUUCGUGUCGCCCAGCUUCCCGGCCCUGCUGGCCAAAGAUAUGGUCGCGUGCAAGCUGAAGAUUAAACUGAUGAACUCGGAGAUCUCACAGCUGAAAUUCGAUUUCAUCCACUUUGCAUUGGGUCAACCGAACCGACGGACGGGAAUAUGCGAUGGGGACGUGUUUAAGCUGGUCGGGGGUUUAUUACCGUUUGACCUGUGUGGCCAAAACAGUGGUCAGCAUUUGUAUUAUGAUUUAAAUCCGAAGGCUCGGGCUGACGAGGAGAUAGAGCUGGAAAUGAACUUUUCCCCGCGCUCGUUUACCCAGCGGUUGUGGGAGAUUAGGGUGAUGCAAAUCCCGUUCAGCCAGAGAGCACCGAGUGGUUGCAUGCAGUAUUUCAGCGGAUUGGAGGGGGUGAUACAGACGUUCAAUUUCGCCGAGAAUGGAAGACACUUGGCGAAUCACAACUAUAGGGCCUGCAUUCGGCAGGAGAAAGGAAUGUGUUCGGUUGCUUAUGAACCGUGCGAUGAUCAAUCGUUUCGGAUUGGAAAUCCGCUUGCGGACAACGAUGCAAGUGCGUCUUCGGGUGGAGCUCCUGGUGUGGCUGGUGGUCCGCCUGGAGGAGGAUCUGUUGCACCGGGAGGCACUGGUGGAUCUGCUGGACCGGGUGGUGUAACAUUCAGUGAUCCUUCGCUUGCGGAUGAUCCAUUGGCUCCGGCGGCGGAUAUUCCAGCUGCAGAAGGAGAUGCUCCAGGACUUUUGGAUCCGGCAGCGGAUGGUCCAUUGGCAGGAGAUGACACGCCAGCUAUUGGUGAGCCCGCCGCUGAUGAACCACUAGCAGAUGAUCCGGCAGCGGACGCUCCCCAGGCCGAUGAUCCAGAGGUGGCGGACGAGGGUUCCGGAGGAGGUGACGGUGGUUUCUUUGGGAACUUUUUCCCAUCGUUUUUCUCAAGAAGCAUGCACGAUUCGUACAGAAGUUUUGGUGGUACCAACCGACAGGAGCGUGCCUCGAGACAGUUCAGCUCCAAUUGUAGGGAUCGGAUAACGUUGCCUUGUAUAAUAGAGGACUUCAUAGGCGCUGGGAUGGGUGAUUUGCCGAGCUGUCUACCGGUGCACUGUGGCAAUUCGCUGUGUCCCCUUGGCGUCUCGCCCUGUCGGGUGGAAACGUCGGUUACCCCGUUCGGAUUGGGCAUCCAUUUCGGCGAAGGAAUGGAUAAGGGCAGCCCGGAGGACAAUAUUGGCGCUUGUCUUAGGUUUAAUCAAAUUCCAUGUGCGGGGUAAAUGAACGAUUAACGAAUUUUUGUAGUGUGUGAUGUUAUUUAUUAGUUGCGAGCGUGUGUAUGUGUCAGUAAAAUAAGUGU
Messenger RNA from Toxorhynchites rutilus septentrionalis, 2623 nucleotides. RefSeq lists its product as uncharacterized. NCBI's taxonomy places the organism in Eukaryota, Metazoa, Arthropoda, Insecta, Diptera, Culicidae. The record is from RefSeq and is a predicted model, not a curated record. The transcript is spliced from 5 exons. The coding region runs from base 687 to 2543 and encodes 618 amino acids.